AAGUUCACGUGUUCGAGUGACAGAAAGAAAUGUGCGGUUGCACAGCGCUAAUUUUGCUCUCUUCCAAGUUGGCAACGCGUCACAUUCAAUUUGUAAUUGUUGCGUUGAGACGACACAUCGCACUGUUUUUUGGAAAUUCUGUGCGGAUAAAAAAAUAAAAUCAUUGUUGAAUUCAUUUUCAAGUGGUUGCUAACAGUGUUUGUUACUUCUGUUUCAGUUUCGAUCAGUGUUCGCUGCAAAAAUGGGUGACAAUUUGUACACAUUGUGGUGUAAAGAACCAGCGCCGAAUCACGAUUUGUACGUGGAAAUUUGUUCAACCGAAUAUGGUCGAUCGACAAAUGACAAGACAAUGAAAAAGAAUAAUGUGACGGCGAAGAAAUUGCGUGACAAAGGCAACGAGUUGUAUUCCAAGAAGAAAUAUCACGAUGCAAUGGCUUACUACAAUCAAAGUAUUUCGUACGCCGAAAAUAAUUCCGAGGCAUUAGCAUUGGCGUACGCAAAUCGAUCGACGUGUUUUCUCAAUCUGAAUCUGUUCCAAGAGUGUUUGAUCGACAUUGAAAGAGCUCGGAUCGGAUACCCGUCAUCGCAAAUGUCAAAACUUGAUAACCGCGAACAGAAAUGCAUGGAUUUGAUGAACAAAAUUGGCAACGAAUCGCAUGUUCGGGAGCCGGAAUUGAGUUUCAAUGAAAAUGGAAUGCAUCCUGGUGUUGCUGAUUGCUUGAAAAUUGAAAAGAAUUCCAAGUUUGGUCGUCACGUGGUCACGACACGUGAUUUGGAAAUUGCUCAAACGAUUCUGGUGGAAAUGCCAUUUGCUUUCAAAAACGAGCCCAUCAAGCCGGAUCAUUCGAUGCAGUAUGACCCAUUCGUUGAUAAAUCGCGUAUCAUUCAACACGAUCGAUCUGGUGACAAUACGUUUGGACGAUGCAUGUACUGCUAUGUUGAAUGCACCAAUUUGAUUCCUUGUGAAAAUUGCGCGGGCGUUUUGUUUUGCGAUGAAGUUUGCAUGAAAAAAGCUUAUCAUAAAAACGAUUGCCAGAUGGCUGACAGUUCGCGAAAGGAAACACUCGGUAUGGUAUUGCGGAUGCUGUACCGUACAAAUGAUGCAUUUCCAUGUGUCAACGAACUGAUGACGACUGUCAGACUGCUGUUGGACGGUAACAAUGUGAACUGGCACCAAAACGAUGACCAAAGAAAUUUCAGCUUGAUUUUCCAGUUGCCCACGCAUUCCGGCCAUCAGUGGAGCCGCAAUUUGAAACUUACACGUACCGUCACCGAAGUGAUUUACAACAAAGUCAUGCGUCUGCCAGACUUCAAAGGGAAAUUUACAUCUUCGACUCAUCGUCGUUUUUUGCAGCACUUGAUUCUACAUCUUUUCCAUGUUGCUGAACAUGCAAUCAAUGCCAGCGAAUAUUGGCGUGAAAGUGAUGAUCAAAAUUUGGGCACUUUUGACGUACGCACAUUUGGCAACGGAAUGUAUCCAUUCGGGUGCUACAUCAAUCAUUCUUGCACCCCAAAUGUGUGCUGGUAUUUCGUUGAUCACCGUUUGAUUUGUCGUGUGAUUCGACCAAUCAGGAAAAAUCAACAGCUGUUCGGUUUCUAUUUCCCAUCUACAUUGUGCGAGCACAUCCCACAUCAGAAUCGUGGUCUUUUACUCGAAUAUCAUUACUUUUUCAAGUGCAAGUGCAAGCUUUGUUUGAACCCGAAUUGGUCCAUUUUCACGGGAAAGGAUCUCAGCGAAGGUCCAUUGUACGAGAAAGCGAUCGAACCGACAUGGAUGGAUUUGAAUGAAAUUCGCAAGCUAACUACCGAAGAGCUCGUAUCUUAUGAAAGAGAGGCGGCCAAAUUUUUGGCAAAAUAUGAUCGUUUCCAUCCAGUAAAAGAUACAAUGAUGAUGCAACAUCAAUUGCACAUGCUUUGGAACACUUUCGCUUCUCGGCGUUGAUCUGACGUUAGCCAUUCAGCCGCAGUUUGCAGCAUGCAUAGUGUUUUUUUACUACUUUUUUCUCAGUAUUGAUCACUGACAUUAUUCAGACCGAUUUUAUGAAAAUCUAAACGGUUUAGCGACAUAAAAAUGACAGCUCGCAAACAAUUAACAAAUACCAUUGGAAUGGUAGCUAACUUUAAGAACAUUUUUUGAUAAUCACUUCAAUAUAAAACACUCAAUAAUUCGCGAAAAUCUUUCAUUGUGGCUUUUUGGACUACUUCUCGUUAGUUCUCUUGCGUUAAUCACAAACUCAUUCAUUGACAUUUCCAUCACUAUCAAAUCAUUCACAGAGAAGAAUUAGACAUUGGAUUUAUUUAUAGAAUUAUCAUUUUCGAUUCUUUUAUUCAAUUCCAUUUCAAUUCAGUCAUAUACAACAGACAUACAAUUAAAAACAAAUUUAUGAGCCAGCUAAAUAUUUUGUAAGUUCUUCAUCAAUAAAGUGGACAAAAACAUA
Messenger RNA from Sitodiplosis mosellana (orange wheat blossom midge), 2438 nucleotides. RefSeq names its product SET and MYND domain-containing protein 4-like. Gene Ontology annotation, molecular function: protein binding. Lineage: Eukaryota; Metazoa; Arthropoda; Insecta; Diptera; Cecidomyiidae. Bases 242 to 1942 code for a protein of 566 amino acids. The transcript has 3 exons. The record is from RefSeq and is a predicted model, not a curated record.